Messenger RNA from Miscanthus lutarioriparius, 477 nucleotides. The record is from the annotation of a GenBank genome assembly. Lineage: Eukaryota; Viridiplantae; Streptophyta; Magnoliopsida; Poales; Poaceae.
AUGUUCCUGCGGCGGCUAAGAGCCUCCGCCGCCGCCCUCCGCCGCGGCUCGACCGACGGCGGUGUCCUGGCCGCCGCCCUCCGCGCCGAGCUCGCCCACGAGCUCACCUUCUCCUCCCCCUCCACUCCCCUUCGUUUCCGUUUCGAGGACGCGUCCAGCUUCGACGCCGUGUCGGACUCCCCGCGCGCGCAGGACGUGCUCCUGCGCCGCCGGGUCGGUUCCGAGGAGGUCCUCGUGUCGGCGCUGCUCGCCCCGCUGCGGUUCGUAGAGCAGGACCCGCUGCCCAGGGCCGCGCUCAUGAAGGUCUUCGUCAGUAAGCCUGGCGCGACGCCCGUCCUGCACUUCGACUGUCGUGCGUCUUGGGUUGGGGAGGAGGAGCGCGGCGCUGCUGACUAUGCUAUUAACGCUGUCCGGUACCACUCCUCUCCUGGCGCCGCUGGAGAAGACGAGUAUGAAGGCCCGGUGUUCAGAUAUUAA